Lepus europaeus (European hare) is the source of this 1370-nucleotide messenger RNA. It is a transcript of the gene RNF166, whose product is annotated as ring finger protein 166. Gene Ontology annotation, biological process: ubiquitin-dependent protein catabolic process; protein polyubiquitination. The record is from RefSeq and is a predicted model, not a curated record. Lineage: Eukaryota; Metazoa; Chordata; Mammalia; Lagomorpha; Leporidae. The coding region runs from base 50 to 763 and encodes 237 amino acids. Gene Ontology annotation, molecular function: ubiquitin protein ligase activity. The transcript has 6 exons.
CCGGGCCGGGCCGGGCCAGGACGGGGGGCGGCGGCGGGCCUGGCCCGGGAUGGCGAUGUUCCGGAGCCUGGUGGCCUCGGCUCAGCAGCGGCAGCCUCCGCCCGGGCCUGCGGGCGGCGACAGCGGCCUGGAGGCGCAGUACAGCUGCCCCAUCUGCCUGGAGGUGUACCACCGGCCCGUGGCCAUCGGCAGCUGCGGCCACACGUUCUGCGGGGAGUGCCUCCAGCCGUGCCUGCAGGUGCCGUCCCCCCUCUGCCCGCUCUGCCGCCUGCCCUUUGACCCCAAGAAGGUGGACAAGGCCGCCCAGGUGGAGAAGCAGCUGUCCUCCUGCAAGGCGCCCUGCCGGGGCUGCAGCAAGAAGGUGACCCUGGCGAAGAUGCGCGUCCACGUCACCUCCUGCAUGAAGGUGCAGGAGCAGAUGGCCAGCUGCCCCAAGUUUGUCCCCGUGGUGCCCACGUCCCAGCCCAUCCCCAGCAACGUCCCCAACAGGUCCACCUUCGCCUGCCCCUACUGCGGCGCCCGCAACCUGGACCAGCAGGAGCUGGUGAAGCACUGCGUGGACAGCCACCGCAGCGACCCCAACCGCGUGGUGUGCCCCAUCUGCUCGGCCAUGCCCUGGGGCGACCCCAGCUACAAGAGCGCCAACUUCCUGCAGCACCUGCUGCACAGGCACAAGUUCUCCUACGACACCUUUGUGGAUUACAGCAUCGACGAAGAGGCCGCCUUCCAGGCUGCCCUGGCCCUGUCCCUGUCGGAGAACUGAGGGCCUGGGCCCGCGCUGGGUGACGACGGUGCUUCCGGCCGAGCAGGCGGCCUGGGGCGGGCGCCGGCCCAAGCUCUUCCAAGCCAUGACGUGCUGCUGGCGUGCAGGGGUCGCCAGCCCCGAGCUGUGCUCGCAGGCCGCACCCGCCCUGGCCGUCGUGGUCUAGGAGCUGCGUUUUCUACACUGCGUGUGACGACUUCUCACGUUUUUUAGAGCCGAGAGCAGCUGCCCUUCACGUUGCAAUACCCGUGUUUGACUAGGGAGCAUAGUAUUUUUAUGGAACAUUUACAAAUUAUAUUUUUUAAAAAAAAUACUCAAAAAUGCAGCACAGAGGAUGGGCGGGAGGAGGGAAAGGCAGAGAGGCCGCAGCUGGGCCCUGCUGGACGCCCACUGUGGGCAGGGCCCCAGCCAGGGUCUCCUCCUCUGUGACAAGGCCCAGGAGGAAGCCCCGGGCCCCGACCACCGCUGCCCCAGGGGCAGGACAGGGGCCGUGGCUGACUGCGGCCCCCCGGCGUGGUAGGAUGAGGGGCGGGGGGCCACGCUCUGCUGUCCACAGCACAGCUGGUCUCGGUCUUUAAAGAGGUUUAAAUAAAACGUUCAGAGCACC